AUGUCAAUAAGACAGCCUAAACCACUUCAGAUACGUCUACCCUUCUCGGUACCGAAACCUAACAAAUCGACCAAUACCGAUAUAAAGAUAUGCGGAAUAUGUCGGAAGAAAGAAAGUAAAUACGUUUGUCCGAGAUGUAAUAUCCUGUAUUGCUCUCUAGACUGCUUUAGGGAUGAGUCCCACUCACAAUGCUCUGAACCAUUCUACAAAUCCACUGUCCUCUCGUCUAUAGCGGCUGAUCCCAAAGCCGGUUUGGAAGAGAAGAAAUCUAUGGUAGAGAUGCUGAAACGCUUCGAAGAGUCUCAGGCGGAAGGCGGAGAGGGGUCUGAACAGUUCUUAAAGGAAUUGGAAGAGCUAGAAAGGGAGGAAGAGGAAUAUGAUGAGUUGCUAGAGAAGCUGGAUGGAGUUGAUUUGGAUUCAAUCGAUUCAAAUCAAUUAUUCCACCUCUUACCUCAACAACAUCGAGAUGCCUUCCUGGCAGCCCUCAAGAACCCCGACUCGGAAGAGGCGAAGGAAUUGCUCGAGGAAGCUACCAAAGACGAGGACGAGGAUCGGGAUGUGCCAGAUGUUUACCCUUGGUGGGAAGAGCAGCAGCUGCAAGAGAAUAAAGAAGCAGAUGAUGAUGACGAGGCUGAGGAGAAGACUAGAAUACGGACUGCUCCUGUACCUGGUCUGAUACCUGAUGAAAUCAUAAAUGCCAUCUCACCACCUGAUGGUGUAGGGCAGAAAUUGAUCUACAAUGCUGUCGCUAUAUGCAUCGCCUACUUACACACUUUACUAUCUUUCCGACUCCCCUCCCUCUCUUCCAAGUAUCUCCAACAAGCCAAUAUCACACCCCAAGAGGUCAAGGAGUAUAUCGGUAAACUGGUUCCAUUCCUGAUCGAUCCAAAAUCCACAGUGAGAUAUGAAAAUCCAAGUUCGGCAUGGGGCAAGGUGUGGGAUAAUAUAGUUGAGGAUGUGCCAUCCUCACAUUCCAGCAUUUCGACACUUCAACAUCUUCUUUCCCUCGUCCCUCCUUUAUUCCACCCUCCGAUUGUCCAACCUUCCUUUCCCAAGGUCUUUAACGUCUUCAGUAAUUUAUACCAUUUUUACGGUAUUCCAAAAUCCGGUGGAGCAGUUCCAAGGAAAUUGGCAUUUUAUUACAAAGCUUUACUGUCAUUGAAUAGAUCAGAUUGGUUGGGUAUCGAAAAGCAGUUGGGAAAUGAGCUGGAAACGAUCAAGAUUGAGCAUGAAGAUGUUAAUCCUGUUGUGCAAGAAGAAAGGAAUGAAUUGAAGGUAUUGUAA
Kwoniella mangroviensis CBS 8507 is the source of this 1284-nucleotide messenger RNA. RefSeq lists its product as uncharacterized. The transcript is spliced from 6 exons. Lineage: Eukaryota; Fungi; Basidiomycota; Tremellomycetes; Tremellales; Cryptococcaceae. The coding region runs from base 1 to 1284 and encodes 427 amino acids. The record is from RefSeq and is a predicted model, not a curated record.